This is a messenger RNA of Acanthopagrus latus (yellowfin seabream), 5683 nucleotides long. It is a transcript of the gene f8, whose product is annotated as coagulation factor VIII, procoagulant component. Gene Ontology annotation, molecular function: oxidoreductase activity; copper ion binding. Bases 61 to 5280 code for a protein of 1739 amino acids. The record is from RefSeq and is a predicted model, not a curated record. The transcript is spliced from 27 exons. Lineage: Eukaryota; Metazoa; Chordata; Actinopteri; Spariformes; Sparidae.
AGCAGCAGCAGAGCCGGGCCACAGUCUGACCGGGACACGGAGGAGCUGCUGACAGGUGAGAUGACAGCGACCCUUCUGCCGCUGCUGCCGCUGCUGCUGCUCCGCUUCUGCGGCGGAGAGGCGCAGCCCCGACCCGCCGCCGCGCCUGCUGCUGCCGCUGCUGCGGUCAGAGAGUAUUAUAUAGCCGCUGUGGAGAUCGGCUGGGACUAUCUGUACCUGGACGAUGGUGAGCCUGCAGGGUCCGACCAAAGAAAACUUAGAGAUAUUCCCCAAAAAUACAUCAAGGCGAUUUACAGGGAGUACACAGACUCCACGUACACGGUCCCCAAGGCGAGGCCAGCGUGGACAGGUAUUCAGGGCCCGGUGAUCGUGGCCCAGGCCGGCGACAGGGUGGUGGUCCACUUCAAGAACCUGGCCUCUCAGCCCUACAGCAUCAGUCCUGUGGGCAUCACUUACUGGAAACAGUCUGAAGGCGCCGGGUACGAUGACUCCACAGCGGGCCAGGAGAAGGAGGAUGACGCCGUCUUUCCUGGAGGUUAUUAUGAGUACGUGUGGGACAUCAGCCCCAAAGACGGCCCCACCGCCAGCGACCCCGAGUGCCUCACCUACUCCUACUCGUCCCAGGUGGACACAGUCCGAGAUGCGAACUCGGGACUCAUCGGUGCCCUACUCAUCUGCAAAUCAAGUGCCUUCACGGAUGACGGCCAGAGGAAAAAUCCAGCGUUCGUCCUGCUGUUCGCGGUGUUCGAUGAGACCAAGAGCUGGUAUGGAGAGGUCGGAGAGAGACGGAGCCGAGAGAAGUUCAGGAGGAGCAACAGCAGGAAGGAAUACCACACCAUCAAUGGAUAUGUCAACUCCACGUUACCCGGUUUGAAAAUGUGUCAGAGUCGUAAUCGUGUGUUUUGGCAUAUGAUCGGGAUGGGCACAGCUCCAGAAAUCCACUCCAUUCAGUUCCAGGCUCACUCUCUGGAGGUGCUGACGCAUCGUAAAGUCACCAUGGAGGUGACGCCAAUGACGUUCAUCACUGCAGAAAUGAAGCCUGUUAGUGCCGGCCGCUUCCUCAUCAGCUGUCAGAUAUUCGCUCACCGCCACGAUGGCAUGAACGCCUUGUUCGUGGUGGAGAAUUGCCCCGAUCCCGUCGUUCUGCCGGGACUCGGCAUGCGCAACGUCAAACACGAGGAGGACGUGGAGGAAAGUGACGACUACCUUGACGAAGACGGUGACUCUUUGUUCAACACCAUAAGCUUCCAGCCUAAGAGGCCACAGUUUCAAGCCAGAGCCAGUCGAGGACAGCGGGAUAACACCUGGGAGCACUUCAUCGCCAUCGAAGAGGUCACCUGGGACUACGCUCAUAAACUCAAACCCACUGACAGUGCGCUGCAGUCGGCGUAUUUGCCUGCAGCUCCCCAUCACCUGGGCUACAGGUAUAAGAAGGUGCAGUAUGUGGAAUACACAGACGUGUCUUUCACUCAGAGGAAGAAGAACCCUUUCUCUCAGAAGGAGAACCCCGAAGAAGAGCUGCUGGGCCCGCUUCUGAAAGGGAAAAUCAACGAUGAGAUCCACAUCACUUUGAGGAACCUGGCCAGUCGCCCUUUCAACAUCUACCCCACUGGCCUUACCAGGAUCUUUCCGCGGCACAGAUCCACAAAUGCUGCAGAGAGGGACUUGCGCUCCAUGGGAGUGCCCCCCAACAGGACGUUCACCUACGUUUGGAAACUAACACCAGACGAUGGGCCCUUGGAUGGAGACCCCCAGUGUCUGACCCAGUUGUACCAGAGCACCGUCUCCCCGGAGAAAGACUUGGCUUCCGGGCUGGUCGGCGCCCUUCUCAUCUGCAAAAAUGAGGCCAUCGACACCAGAGGACGCCUGGUUGGCCCAGAUAAAGAGUGGCCCUUGAUAUUUGCUGUGUUUGAUGAGAACAUUAGUUGGUACAUCGACGACAACUUGGAGAAAUCCAGCAAAGACUCCCCGAACACCACAGAUCCUGAAUUCUACAACUCCAAUGUCAUUUACAGUGUGAAUGGCCACAUGUUCAGCGGGCGACAGUUUGUGAUAUGCAAAACCGAAGUCACCUUCUGGCACGUGGCGAACGUGGGCACCCAGAGCGACUUCCUCUCCGUUUACUUCACGGGAAACCUCUUUCAGUAUCAAGGCCUGUACCAGUCUGUCCUCACCCUGUUCCCCAUGACCGGCAUGACCAUCUCCAUGGAAUCUGAGGUGAUAGGUGAGUGGGAGAUCAGUGCCUUCGAUGGCAGCCUGAAGAGCCGGGGGAUGAGCAUCAUUUACACCGUACUUCCUUGCGACAAUGGAGACCUCCCACUGGUUGAUCGCAAUGAGAUGGAUGAGGACCUUACUCAAUACAUGGAUAAGUUAGGGCCGAGGGGAAGAAGACCUCAGAAUCGCACAGUGUCGGUUCGAGAGUGCAAAAGACCUCUCGCUGGCAACAACACUGGCAACAUAUCCGGCCAAAACGUCACCGAUGCUAACACAGAGGGGACCGCGGCUGAAGGACAGCCAGGAUGCCAGGAUGGAGGAGACGGGUCGGAGGGAGAAAUCCCAGAGCACAUCUUGGAGGAGCUACUGAAAGAUGGAGAUUGGAUGGAUUCUCAGAAUGGGACUGAAGCUGGAGGAGAGGGAGGUGUGAGACAGAGAAGACAGGCAGAGGGCAAUGGGACAGACAUGUUGAUCAGUUCUGGAGCCUCGGAGGAUGGAUGGAUGGAGAUAGAGAUUGGAGAGAGGGAUGCAGAAAAUGGGACAGACACUGCUGCAGAGGUUAAAUCAGAAGAAGUUAGCGAAAUAUCAAAUGUAAAUAAUGGAGGAACUGAAAUAGAGAUUGAAGACAAGGCUUCAAAAAAUAGCACUGACAGCAAUGCUGAGGUAAAAUCUGAGGAAAUGAGUGGAACAUCAAGUGUAAAUAAUGAAGAAAUAGGAAGAGAGAUUAGAGAUCAGGAUGUAGAAAAUAAGACCAAUACUUUCGAAGAGGUCAAAUCUGAGGAGAGGGGUGGAGUAUCAGGCGUAAACAAUGAGACCAAAGGAGAGCUGGCAGAGAGCAACGAGAUCUUACUGAACAGCAAUCCAGCGACGAAGAAGGUUUCAACCUCCGGACAAACUACAUCGGAGGAGAUGGAUCAAAACUACAUUCAGUCCAAACCUGAGCGACUUGAAGUGGAUCCACCGAACCAGAGAGUCAACUACACCGUUGAUAACAGCAGAAGCGCAGGGAUUGGUCUCUCCCUUGAUUAUGAUGACUACAGCGACGAGGUGAACAGCACAUCGGGUACAUUCAGCACGGACUACAUGGACCUGCGCUCCGGAGAGGUCCGGUUUCGACACUACUACAUCGCUGCAGAGGAGGUCACCUGGGACUACGGCAUCAGAAAACCGCAUCAGCUCCUCAAUCCCAGGGAGGUGCGUCGCGGGAUGAGGAAGUUCCUGCCGGCGUAUAAGAAGGUGGUGUUUCGAGCCUACAGGGACGAAAACUUCAGAGAUCCUGUAGACAGAGGAGAGCUCCAGGAACACCUGGGGAUUAUGGGACCUUUCAUCAGAACAGAGAUUAAUAAUCUCCUCACUGUGAUCUUUAAGAACAAGGCGUCCAGGCCUUACUCUUUUCACCUUCAGGGAGUGUAUGAUCGCACCCAGGGGGCCGGCAUGGCCCAAACCAGCCGCCCCCCUGCACCACUCGGGAUACCAGGAGAGCCUUUGGCUCCCGGAGAGACUCGCACGUAUAACUGGAAGAUAACCAAGAAACAAGGACCAGCCGACAGUGAAUUUGACUGCAAGACUUGGGCUUACUACUCCACUGUUGACAAGGAGAGGGACCUUCAUUCAGGUCUGAUCGGUCCAUUGGUGAUCUGUAAGCCCGGCACGCUGCUGACUCGUCAGUACACGCAGCCGGACGUCCAGGACUUCUCCCUCCUCUUCCACACCUUCGAUGAGACUAAAAGCUGGUACAUGGAGGAGAACCUGGAGCAGUACUGUGCUCCACCCUGUCAGGCCAACACUGAGGACCCCUGGUACCACACUAGCAACAAGUUUGCAGCAAUAAAUGGUUAUGUGGCAGAGACACUUCCCGGUCUGACGGUCGCCCAGCACCAGCAAGUCAGGUGGCACCUGCUGAAUGUAGGGAGUGACGAAGAGUACCACGCUGUACACUUCCAUGGUCUGCCUUUCACCAUUCACACUAAAGAGACACAUCGUAUGGGGGUCUACAGCCUCUUCCCUGGAGUGUUUGGCACAGUGGAGAUGAGACCCCCGACAGUUGGCACGUGGCUGGUGGAGUGCACUAUAGGGGACUACCAGCUGGCUGGCAUGAGGGCCAAACUGCUAGUCUACAAUCCAAAUUGUGUGUCGCCACUGGGAAUGAAAUCAGGAAGGAUUGAGGAUUCCCAGAUCACGGCCUCAGAUUAUGUCGAUUACUGGCAGCCGCGGCUGGCGAGGCUCGAUCAGUCCGGUUAUAUCAACGCCUGGAUAGGCAGAGACAGUAACUCAUGGAUACAGGUGGACCUUCUGAAGCCCACCCUGCUGCAUGGCGUGCAGACACAGGGAGUCAGCGUGAAGCUGAGGGACAACUACGUCACAUUCUUCACCGUGUCCUACAGCCUGGACCAGGAGACCUGGAGGACCUACAAAGGAAACACAACCAACAAAAUGUUUCGCGGCAACAUGGACAGCUCCAAGGUGAAGAGCAACGCGUUCACUCCGCCGUUUGUGGCUCGCUACGUCAGGAUCCAGCCGCAGUACUUUAAGCAGAGGCCUGCUCUGCGCCUGGAGCUGCUGGGCUGCGACGUCAACAGCUGCUCGCUCCCUCUCGGGCUCCAGAGGAGAACGAUUCCAGACGAAAGCUUGACCGCCUCCUCGUCUUAUUCAUCUCUGCUGAGUAGCUGGAAACCCGACCUCGCCCGCCUCCAUCAGGAAGGCAGAGUCAACGCCUGGAGGCCGAAGAACAACAACCCUCACGAGUGGCUCCAGGUCGACUUGGGGAAAGUGAAGCGCAUCACGGGGGUCGUGACCCAGGGGGCGCGAUCACUGCUGACUCAGAUGAUGGUGACGGAGUUCUCGGUCACCGUCAGCCACGAUAAACACUCCUGGAGCAGUGUGUUGGAGGGAGACUCCCAAAGAGAAAAGAUCUUCACCGGUAACAACGAUUCAGACGAAGAGGCGGUCACUGUUUUUGACCCCCCUCUGUUCGGCCGCUUCCUCCGUAUCCACCCGCUGGGUUGGAUCAACGGCAUCGCCCUGCGCCUGGAGGUCCUCGGCUGCGACACACAGCAGGUGCUCUGACGGACCCGCCGGCGCCUCGUAGCAACAGUCUAGCAGCGAAAAUGUAUCUUGGUUUCAUCCUGCCGAUUGAAGAAAAGUGUUGUUUUGUCAUGUUAUGCUAUUUAUAUAAGAGAAGCUGCUUCUUCUGUGGUCACAACUUUGUUUACAUGUCCAUCUUCUUUUUGACAACGUUCUUCGGCCGUCUCGCGCGGAACAGAAGCGCAUUCGACGUCGUAGAAAAACGUAGCUGCCGCACAGCUUUCUGCUACCCACAGAGCCAACCUUUUGAAUGUGAGCGUGUGUAAAUAUUUCAGCGACAGAUGGAUGUAUAAAGUUUGAAUGGUCGAUGUAUAUUGUUGGAAAAGUUUGUGUUAAUGUAUUUUUCCUGCUUUGUUUAGAGUUUACAUAAAGAAUGAAUCCUGAA